Messenger RNA from Zymoseptoria tritici IPO323, 1830 nucleotides. RefSeq lists its product as uncharacterized. The record is from RefSeq and is a predicted model, not a curated record. Lineage: Eukaryota; Fungi; Ascomycota; Dothideomycetes; Mycosphaerellales; Mycosphaerellaceae. The transcript has 5 exons. The coding region runs from base 1 to 1830 and encodes 609 amino acids.
AUGUCCAGCCUUGUUCCUCCGGAGGAUGCCCACGAACAGUUUCCCUGGCUCGAAAAGUGGUUCGAUCCACCCGAUCCGGCAUCGAUUCAAGCCAUCGACGACAUGAUAGCAGCGAGUGUCCUUCCUCGCGAGCUGGAUACCUGGAUGGCCGACCGCAAGAACGAUGCAUACGUCAUCGGAGCCAUUCCGAUCCCACCAAGCUUCGCUGCCUCGCCUAUCAAUGCUUUCGAGGAAGUCGAUCUCGAUGAUGAAGAUCUUUCGGCAGACGAUAUUUGGCCGCCAUAUCUCAUCUUGGAGAUGCUGCGACAAAUCAGAAGCUUGGAAGCUCACACGUUGUGGACCCUGGAGAGGUUGAGAUCAAGAGUCCUGCUUGAACGAGAGUAUGCGCGCGGUGUAUCUCCGGAAGGAAUCGAGCGUGACUUGCUUGGUCAUCUUCUUCCUCCACUUCGCUGGUUCCAUCCGCAGUCCAACCUCAACAUGAAUGAGUACAAGCGACGUCCAGACUACCUAUACCUCCACGAGGACAUGGAAGCGCCCAGUCCGGAUUCCGUCGAACUCAUCGAUGAUUUGCUCGACGCUGGGACUCCUCCGAUGGAGAUGACGCUCCCACAAGACGACAUAGAUCGGAUCGCGAUCGGAGAAUAUCUGUACUGGAGCAUCGAUUUUCUGGACGAGGACAAGAUGAUGGCUCGCGAGCUCAGCGCCAGACACAGUGCACUGACACCGCCAGAAUCAACCACCUCCACUGUAGAUGUGCGGCACAUAGCCGCGCGGUCCAGUAACGAUACUCGAGCUGAUCCGCCGAGUAAGGCUGUGGAAAUUUCAUACUGCCUGGACGAUGGAAAGACUGAAGUGCACGCUGGCGCUCAGAAGGAGCCACGACAUCAUCGGUAUCGGAGAGGCGCAGGACACUUCGGAGAAAUGCGUUCGGCCACCGUCACCCGUCGUGCUUCAUCGCAUAUUACUACCACACAUGUCGCCCGUGCAGUCUUGCUCGGUCAACUCUCACUUGACCUCCAUCGAAGCACCGCAUCUCCACCACCGCCGCUUCCUCAACUCAGCCACAGCCUAUCACGCCGGAGGCAUUCCAAGAUGUCACAAAGCACCGAAGUUUCCCUGGAGCGCCACGAUCCACAAAUCGCCAUCGACCGUCUUUACGAUCUCCUGCGGGUCCACAACCGCCGCAGCGAAUAUCCCUGGUAUCAGGUCGAGAAGCAAGAUGUAGAGCUUCUCCGCGACAUCAUCCUCAGAGUAUUCGAUUUCGAAUCCUCGAAGUACGACACUUUCAUUCUUCAAGCCAAUGCUCGAGGUAUCCGCGUCGAGACGCCCGUGCAGAACCCCAUCAUCAACCAAGCCAAGCACCUCCUUACAAUACACAACAUGACAGACGCCGCUCUGGAAGUUCCAAGCGAGAACAAGCCGUCUCCAGCUAUCGCCGCCCUGGACGAACUCCUCGCUGGAAACGCUGGCUACAGCUGGUACAAAGUCCAGAAGGAAGACGUCCAGCCACUCAAAGACCACUUCCUCCCGAUCAUGAACGAGAUGGUGCGCAAAUACGACACCGCCGUCGCCAAAGCGAAGGAAUUGGGAUUCGUCGCCGAUCGCAAAUACCAGUCGAUCGGAAUUCGCAUCAAGCAGGUCGAGACUGGAGACGAGACGAACUUGGCCGGGUUCAUCUAUGCCCUCGUCAUCAGCUCGCGCGAGAUUGUGAGGCUGACGGCUCGACUUGAUGGGAGGAGGAAGAACUAUCUGAAGUCGAGGCGUGGGAGUGAGAAGACUGGAUGGGAGUCUGUGGGAUCGGUGAGGCGUCGGAAGAAUAAGAAGAUGUGA